Zingiber officinale is the source of this 1297-nucleotide messenger RNA. RefSeq names its product ISWI chromatin-remodeling complex ATPase CHR11-like. Gene Ontology annotation, molecular function: ATP hydrolysis activity; histone binding; DNA binding. The transcript has 8 exons. The record is from RefSeq and is a predicted model, not a curated record. Lineage: Eukaryota; Viridiplantae; Streptophyta; Magnoliopsida; Zingiberales; Zingiberaceae. Gene Ontology annotation, biological process: regulation of transcription by RNA polymerase II; nucleosome organization. Gene Ontology annotation, cellular component: nucleus; chromatin. The coding region runs from base 394 to 1224 and encodes 276 amino acids.
CUUCGCCCCCAACGAAGGUAUGUUGCUACCGCUGUUUUUCUUGGGGCCUAAAAUCGAAGUCUCGUUAGGGGAAUUCGGAACCUUCGGCAGCCUCUCUUCCCUCCGGCGAACGUUCACUGUGCUUAGGGUAGAAUAGGCGCAUCAACUCUCUUCUUCAUCUGCAUCGCCAAGCUACCCUUUGCUCAGCCGAUUCCCUUGCUAUUGGGUUCACCUGCAAGUAAUCCUCGCGCGCUGAUCUCUUCUCGCUAUCAGAAGACUGCGAUUGAAUUGUGAUGCCUUAUCUGAGAAAGGUCAAGGUGAGCGUCAUAAAGAAAACGUGUAAAUGUUAACCACAGAGUAAACACCUUGACUCUCCCAACCACACGCGAUCUGCUUGUCAAGUAUGCACUGAGGAUGGCAAUCACUUCCUACUCUAGGAAGAAUAUGAAACAUAGAAAAGAGGGAAAAACUUUGUCCCAAGAAACAAAGGUAGCAGUGAUCAAAGGUGCAGAACCUGGGCCACCUUAUACAACUGGAGAAAAUCUUAUUACAAAUGCAGGAAAAAUGGUCCUGUUAGAUAAGCUGUUGCCUAAACUGAAGGAACGAGAUUCCAGAGUUCUAAUAUUUUCACAGAUGACUAGACUUCUGGACAUACUGGAAGAUUACUUGCUAUAUCGUGGUUACCAAUAUUGCCGGAUUGAUGGGAAUACUGGGGGAGAAGAACGGGAUGCUUCCAUUGAAACAUUUAAUCAACCUGGAAGCCAAAAGUUCAUUUUCUUACUUUCUACAAGAGCUGGUGGAUUGGGAAUUAAUCUUGCUACAGCUGAUGUUGUCAUUCUCUAUGAUAGUGACGGGAAUCCACAAGUUGAUUUGCAAGCACAGGAUCAUGCUCAUAGAAUUGGGCAAAAGAAAGAAGUUCAAGUGUUCCGUUUCUGUACUGAGUUUGCAAUUGAGGAGAAAGUGAUAGAGAGAGCAUACAAGAAGCUUGCACUUGAUGCCUUGGUUAUUCAACAAGGACGAUUAGCAGAACAGAAAACUGUUAAUAAAGAUGAACUUCUACAAAUGGUUAGAUUUGGUGCUGAAAUGGUUUUUAGCUCCAAGGACAAUACAAUAACUGAUGAGGAUAUCGAUCGUAUCAUAGCUAAAGGAGAAGAAGCGACUGCAGAACUUGAUGUGAAAAUGAAAAAGUUUACAGAGGAUGCGAUAAAGUUUAAGAUGGAUGACAGUAUGUUGAUUCCUUUCUGAUAGCAAUUCCUAGAUAUUUCCUUGGAUGACUUAUGUAAUUUCUGUUUUUUGUUACAGUUGCUGACUUGUUACG